Molecule: messenger RNA, 5957 nt
Organism: Porites evermanni
Lineage: Eukaryota; Metazoa; Cnidaria; Anthozoa; Scleractinia; Poritidae
Source: the annotation of a GenBank genome assembly
AUGCUGAGAUCUGCCUUAGCUGCUGUUAAAAAUGCAGCUAUACAUCCAGAGAAAUACAGACAACUAAAUCCAGUUCAACUGUCACGUUUGAUGGGUCUACAGUUCAGAUGUUAUACAACGCAGACGACCCCUGACUCAAAUUCUUCCGAACAAACUACUAAUCAGCAAGAUCAGCAAGCAUCUGAUCCACAGAAGAGGGCUGAUGAACCGGCGAAGGAAUCGAAAGAAAGUGAACACGACCGUCUUUUAACAGAAAAGGAAGAGUUAUUGAAAGAUCUUCAGGUAUGUUAUAUAAGAUGUGAUAUUUGAUAUGGAUUUGCCAAUAUACAUGCAUGUUACAUCAUAAAAACUUUUAAAGCUUGAAUCGGUAAAAUAAAAUUGACUUUUCACUUUAAAUCUUAUUAUGGAAUUUUAAGAGUGAAGGAUGUUACUCUCUGAUAGUCCUUAGACCGAUUAAUUUCUUCGCAAUGAAAAGACUUCCUCAAAAGUGUUUCUUUGGGAAACCCCAACAUGGUCACCCAAAUCGAAGUAAACCUAGAAGAUGGGGGCGUAAGGGUUUGCGGUAUUGGGUUAUUUUUGGUGCGGUGCUGCGGUAAUUUUUAUUUCAAAGUACGGUAUUGCGGUUUUCAGAGUCCAAGCGGUGUGCGGUGAGUUUAAAUUUUAUGUCGCGGUAGUCGGUGAAAAAAUCGUUGUGUCUCGGUGAUCUGCUUCUUUUUCAUGACAAGAGGAUACAAAUCCUAAAAGGUCUCUCUAGCUAGCCUGCGUGACCCGCGUGUCUUCCUAUAGUGCACAGUCGGGUAUCGUAUAUUGCGCAAACAGUCCAGACAAAUCGUAUGGCUUGUAAUUUCAGUUAAUACUUGAUAUGAUUAACGACAUUAACUUUUUUAUCCAAUGAUACGUAAACAUGUCGCAUUAUUUAUGACCUCAUGGACCUUGUGGGAAUAGUCAGCUCGGUUAAUAACCUCCUUACCAAUCUUACCGCCACUUUCGUGCCAGCCGCGAAACAAUGGCGAGCUAUCCAGAGGGUCAACUGGGUGAUCAGUCAUAUAUGCCAGCAAAUAGUGAGGUCAGUGAGGUCGUUAUAAAUUGUGCAGUGUCGAAAGAUGAUCUAUGAAGAUGGUGUGGUCUAAAAAUUACUCCUCGUCCUUCUCGUUGUGCAUGCAAGAAUAUACGGAAUGUACAAGUAUUCGUGUGUGCUUAGCCUACGUAGCAUGGCAGCCCGGGGGAAUUUACAGUUAGCAAACGUACCAGAAUGUUUGUACUGUAGAUGAAAAGUAAAGUGUAGAUGAAAAGUAAAAUGAUCAAUUCAUAAGAAUAGAAAGUGACUAAGCUGGGAUCGCGAACAAUAAAUAUUUGUCCAAAAGUGACUAAGAUGGGGUCUAUAAUCAGUAUAAUUGGCCACAGAAUGAACUAUAAUGGGGUAGGGGCUCUGAGAGGCCAGCGACACAUACCCAGCAAAAAUUAACCCAAGUACCCCUGUUGUUUCAUUUAGGGACGGACCAUUAGAAAAGUUAGGGGGGGAGGGGAAUUUUCGAGCCCCAGGAAUUUUUUUUUGUUAUCAAAUUCCUUGUAUGAAUGUUUUUUAGGCCAUAGCAUGAAUAAUAAGUUUUCUAAUGGUCCGUCCCUUACGUAAACGUAUACAUAUAAUGAACAAAAUUAAAUGAGUGCGAUGAUCUUAUGUUUAUCGCACGCUUGACUUCGACGCAUCUUGACUUGGAAACACUGACAUAGAAGUAUUCACUUUCUAUUUGAACGGAGGAUUUGUAGUAUUGAAAAAGUCAACUUUUUCCCAUUAAUUUUUAACUGCAGUUUCAGUAUUUGGCUAAUUUUUGAUGCGGUAUUGCGGUAUUCUCGCGCUACCAUGUGCGGUAUUGCGGUAUUCGUACCCCCCUUACGCCCCCCUCCUAGAACUACAUACAUUGACACCAUCAAGGCUGACACUGGACUGGACAAUACCAAAGAGAUAAGAGAUGCAAUGCUUGAUCAGGUCGUGUGGAAAGAUUUUUUUAGGAGAGCUUGGGAUGAUUCUUGGCCUAAGUAAGUAAGUAAGUAAGUAAGUAGACGUGGUAUCAGUGGAUUGGAAACCGGUCAUUUCGAUACAAACUCACGCUUAAUACAUGUACUCUUCAUUCUAUAAGCCAACUAUGCGAACCGUUUAUAAGUCAAAUGAAUUGAUUUGUAUCAAAACAACCAGUACUGAGCGGAGGAUUUUAAGCAUGCAGUUUGAUUAUCCUCCUUCUGAUUGUCAUUAAUGAGGCCCUCUAGAGGGGUUUGGUGUGGUAUGUAUGUCCGUAGUAUGGUUGUUUCACAUGUUGAGGACCAGGCCAUAUCCCCAUCAGUAUUUACACCAUCUUUAUGUCGUUUGUCACCAUAUCAUCUGGUCUUACCUCGCUGUUUCAAGGCCAUGUCGCUUGUCGGAAUUUUACCCUAAAAGGGUCUCAUUAAUGGUGAUGGGGGUUUGGUAAAGAAAGCAGUCAUCAUAAAACACAGACUGUGGACAAAGUAUAGACCAAGCAGUUUAAACCGUGGCUUACCUUACAAGGAAGUUUUCCUUGACGAGGAAAAACUGGUUCAAGGAAAUCUUGUUUGUGCAAACAGGGCACAAGACUUGGACUUCAGAUCGUGUUUUAAAUAUGGGCUAUGCAGGGCUAAAAAAAAAUUUACAGGUUGCGUGUACAUAGAAAAUGUGGAUGAAGGUGUGUUAACACUGUCAGCAUUUUCUGUUAAAAUGUCUGUCAAGAGACCUCUCUGUGAAGAUUUCAUUUGUCAUUAUUGCUUUUGUCUUCGAGGCCUUUGGUGGCAAAGUUAUAUUGAGUGUACCUGUCUAUCAUAAUUUUUUAAGGAAAAUAAACCACUAAAUUUUAAACCACCCUGCAGCCUCACACAGGUAUAGAAAACUAGGUAUUUCCAUGGAAUAACCUUUGUUGAAGAACAUAACCUGGCAUUGUCAACUUCUUGAUUUGGCACUUCUUAGAUACAUGAUUGUCUUUUACUGAUUUUAACAGUGUAACAACAGUUACACAGUUAUUCUCCGGCUCAUUUAAGAGCCUGAGUAGUGCAUGAGGAUACAUGUAUUGCUGUUUUAGGUCUGUGCUGAGGUCAUCACUUUGUUCCUGUAUCCAUGCGCAAAAUGCUCCUUUUAGGGUGUAAAGAAGGUGUCAAACAAGUUUCAUCAGGGAGUACUAACCAUAAUAAUUAUGGGUGUUAAGUUAAUUUGCAGGCAUACACUCAAACAUUCAAUCCAUGUUCAUCCUUGACCUUGACCUUGAUCUAUUGUAAGAGACUACAGGAACAGUUCUCAAUGCCUAAUUAUAGUCUUAAAUAGCAAAACUGGACCAUUAUUUUUGGAAUUCAAGUGAUGCAAAGACAAGUUUAAGUUAUUUGAUAAAAGAUUACAAGUAGGGUAGCAUACACCUGUAGCCCCUUUAAAAAAAAAGAAAAAUAACCACAUAUACAUGUAGAUCAAUAUAAAACCAAACAUUGAAGUAUACCAGCUUGACUUAAUUUUUUGAAUGGAUGGGCAAGGAAGCUAAUAGGGUUUAUGGGUUUUCUGGAUUAAAAUAUUAUUCCUUGUUAAAAUCUUCAAAACUGAAGUGUGAAGUGCAUUAAGCCUCUUUUGUGGAUCAAUCAUUUCUCAACCUGGUUAUUUUAUGGGGGAACAUACACACAUUGGACUCCUGUCAGGCAUUUAGAGCCUCAACCCCUCCCCCCACCCCCCAGAAAAAAAUCAUUUGACCACUGAUUAACCAUUUGACAAGAACUUUGUCAGCGGUCAGAGUAAAAGCAUUUUUCACUUCAUGUAAUGCAGCAUAUUGUGUCAUUAUACCUUCUUCCUGUAGAGAAUUACAAUUUACAUUUACAGUGUACAUGUAUUCUUUCCCACCAAAUGUAUUAUUUAGGGUUGUGGCAUAGACAAGCAUAAAUUAGUUUGUGUAAUCAAAUGGUGAUGAGUAAAAUUAGGGAAUAAUUUCAUGUGCAUUUUCUCCAAAUCCUAAGAAUUUGGACAAAACACUUGUAAGUGAAAUUAUUUCCUAAUUUCACUAGCAUACCAUUUGAUUACCUAUUAAUAUCAUAGGUGACAAAUUAAGCGCACAAUCAUGGGUUUUUGACAUGUUUACCAGGAUUUAUCAUAUCGAUGGAGAACUCCACGCCUUGAAAAGAUUAAAGCUUAAAUUUUGGCUUAAGUUCAGAAUUUUCAGAAUUUUUCCAAAAAAAACCUGAUAGAAUUCUUCUUGACCUGUUCUUUCAUGUGUUAAGUUUUUUUAAGGUGGCUCCGUCACUAAUAUUGGAGCAUUUAGCUGUGACAAAUUUUCCGUCAUAACUUUUUCGUUUUUAGAGCGAUGGCUGCGAAACUUUGCAAAGAACAACAGAUAUCAUUGGGCAAUAGUACGAAAUAUUCCGAUUUCAUCGAUGGUAAAUAUUUCUUGAGAAAUUAGCGCCUAAAAGGACCCUAGUGUUCAAAGAAAAUCACGUCUAGUAAAAAAUUUUUUCUGAUAUUUUUUACUGAAAUUUCUGGUAUCGGCUUUCAUUGUCAUAAUAAAUAUGCUGGAGAAAUUUCAGAAAAAUCGUUGGCGCAGAAGUCCGUAACUAAAAGUCACUCAAAAUUCAGCUGUGUAAUUGUUUUGGAAUUUCAAAAAUAAGUUACUACUAGGUAGAAGGAGCCACCAGUUUGAAUUUUCGGGACAAGUAAAUUCAGUGUUUGCCAAAAAUGAAAACAAAAGCUGAUUGCCUAUCGUGCUAUUCUUUAAAAGAUACUUUUAGUUUUAGUAGCACUAUAAAUUGCUCCAAACCUUGCUCCGACGUCGAAUGACUUGUUCCUCGAGAUUUUUAAAAUAUCUCUUGGCAGUUUUGGUUCAAACUCCUACUACAUACAUUUUGUUGUAUUGCAAUGCAUCCUCAACGGCUUUUUCUGCUGAACAUUGCUUCCAUUUCAGGUAAAAGAUAUUGGGAUUGUAAGCUACCUUGUAGCGAAGCUCAGAUAGAACUGUCCAGCACCUUUGUUUAUAGUUACGGACUUCUGCUCCAACGAUUUUUCUGAAAUUCCUCUCGCAUAUUUAUUAUGUCAAUUAAAGCCGAUACCGGAAAUUUCAGCAAAAAAUAUCAGCAAAUUUUUUUACUAGACGCGAUUUUCUUUGAACAGAAGGGUCCUUUUAAGCCCUAAUUUAGCAAAAUAUAUUUACCAUCAAUGAAAUCGGAAUAUUUCGUACUAUUGCCGGAUGAUAUCUGCUGUUUCUCAGCCAUGGGGUUAAAAACGAAAAAGUUAUGACGAAAACUUCGUCACAGCUAAAGUUCCCCCGUAUUAAUUACGGAGCCACCUUAAAACGUCCUUCUUCAUUCACAUCAUCUUAAAACCUUGAUGCCAUCUUGGUUAUGAGACAUAUAGAACGUUGCCAUGUGAAAUAGUAAAUUAAUGCUGAAAUUUUGCACCACAAUUAAGGAGUAAUUUGUCACCUAUAAUAUUAGGCUUUAUGUUUCAUAAAAUUUUAGCAUUACAUUUAGCAACAAUUUCUUGAAAUCCAUUUUCUGCUUUGUAGGACAAGUACAAACGCUCUCUAGCUGACAAUGAGAACAUACUGACCCGCAGCAGGAAGCAAAUUGAUGAGGCUAAGUUGUUUGGAAUUCAGAGCUUCUCGAAGGAUUUGCUUGAAGUUGCAGAUAUUUUGGGAAAGGCAACAGAAACUGUACCAAAGGAUGAGGUUGAAAAGAAUACUACUUUGAAGAAUUUAUAUGAGGGACUUUUGAUGACAGAAGUACAAUUACAGAAGGUUUUCAAGAAGAAUGGUCUUGAGAAAAUCAACCCGAUAGAUGAGAAAUUUGAUCCUUACAGUCACGAAGCACUAUUUCAGGUUCCAUUUCCUGAUAAAAAGGCAGGUACUGUUGCUGUUGUGGAAAAAGUUGGGUACAAACUUCAUGGAAGGACACUGCGACCAGCACUUGUAGGUGUGGUCAAAGAAUAG